This is a messenger RNA of Hemicordylus capensis (graceful crag lizard), 1407 nucleotides long. RefSeq names its product forkhead box A2 (gene FOXA2). Gene Ontology annotation, molecular function: DNA-binding transcription factor activity, RNA polymerase II-specific; transcription factor binding; RNA polymerase II cis-regulatory region sequence-specific DNA binding. The record is from RefSeq and is a predicted model, not a curated record. Bases 1 to 1407 code for a protein of 468 amino acids. Lineage: Eukaryota; Metazoa; Chordata; Lepidosauria; Squamata; Cordylidae. The transcript has 2 exons. Gene Ontology annotation, biological process: regulation of transcription by RNA polymerase II; cell differentiation; anatomical structure morphogenesis.
AUGCACUCCGCUUCCAGUAUGCUGGGAGUCGUGAAAAUGGAAGGACACGAGCACACGGAGUGGAGCAACUACUACGGCGAGCCGGAGGGCUACUCCAUGAACGCGGGGCUGGGCAUGAGCAGCUACAUGAGCAUGCCUGCCAUGGGCACGGCGGGCAACAUGACGACCGUGGGCUCCGGCGGCGCCAUGGGCAUGUCCUACGCGGCGGGCCCGGCGGGCAUGAGCCUCUCGCCCGGCGCGGGAGCCAUGGCCGGCAUGGCGGCCCACCUGAGCCCCAGCCUCAGCCCGCUGGGCGCCCAGGCCGGCUCCAUGGGGGGCGCGCUGAGUGCCUAUUCGGCCCUGAGCCCGGUGGGCGGCGGCGGCGGCGGCGCCUACGGGCAGGCGGCGGCGGGGCUGGGCCGCUCGCGGGACGCCAAGAGCUACCGGCGGAGUUACACGCACGCCAAGCCGCCCUACUCGUACAUCUCGCUGAUCACCAUGGCCAUCCAGCAGUCGCCCAACAAGAUGCUGACGCUGAGCGAGAUCUACCAGUGGAUCAUGGACCUCUUCCCCUUCUACCGGCAGAACCAGCAGCGCUGGCAGAACUCCAUCCGCCACUCGCUCUCCUUCAACGACUGCUUCCUCAAGGUGCCGCGCUCGCCCGACAAGCCCGGCAAGGGCUCCUUCUGGACGCUGCAUCCCGACUCGGGCAACAUGUUCGAGAACGGCUGCUACCUGCGGCGCCAGAAGCGCUUCAAGUGCGACAAGCCGCCGGGCUCCAAGCAGCAGCAGCAGCAGCAACAGCAGCCGGGCUCCUCGCCCGCCGCUUCGUCGGGCGGCUCCUCGGCGCAGAGCAAGAAGGCGCCCGCGCAGCAGCCGCCGCAGCAGCAGGAGCGCGAGGUGGCCAACGGGGUCGCCCCAGAGUCGCCGCCGCCGCCGCCGCACUCGCGCGCCUCGCCCUGCCACGAACACAAGCGCGCCCUGGUCGACCUGAAGGGCCACCCCGAGCCCGCCCCGUCGCCGGCCCAGCAGCAGCAGCACUUGCUGGCUCAGCACCACGCUCACGCGGCGGGCCUCUCCCACGAGGCGCACCUCAAAGCCGAGCACCACUACGCCUUCAACCACCCCUUCUCCAUCACCAACCUGAUGUCGUCCACGGAGCAGCAGCAGCAGCAGCAGCAGCACCCCCAUCACCCCCAUCAGCACCACCCCCACCAGCACCACCCCCACCAGCACCACCCCCACCACAAAAUGGACCUCAAGGCCUACGAGCAGGUGAUGCACUACACCGGCUACGGCUCCCCCGUGCCCGGCAGCCUUGCCAUGGGCUCAGUGACGAACAAAAGCGCCCUCGAGGCCUCCCCCCUGGCCGGAGACACCUCCUAUUACCAAGGCGUGUAUUCGCGGCCCAUCAUGAACUCCUCCUAA